Molecule: messenger RNA, 1632 nt
Organism: Pieris macdunnoughi
Lineage: Eukaryota; Metazoa; Arthropoda; Insecta; Lepidoptera; Pieridae
Source: the annotation of a GenBank genome assembly
AUGAGUGAGCGACCACAGCCAUUGAAAGCCAUUAAUAAAUUCUUUGAUGGGAAAGAGCCAUGGCAAAUUGUAACAAUGACAGCCUCUUCUGUUUUGGCCCUUGUUUGGGCUCACAGUCUUUACAAUGCAAAAGAAAGUCCUACCACAAGGCUAAGGAAAGAGUUCUUUCGAUGGCUCCGUCGUGUACCAAUUGUACGUCGAAAAAUUGAAGAGAAAAUGAAUGAAAUCAAGGCAGACUUUCGCAAAGAUGUGGCAAAGAGACUUGCUGGUGUCAAUGUUAAUAGGAAGCUCCCGGAGAACGGUCUGCCUUCAGAACGUGUUGUAGAAGAAAUAAGGGAUCACUUGAGCUUAGGUUCCUACGACUGGAAGGGCGGCCACGUAUCAGGUGCCGUAUAUCACACGAAUGAAGACAUUUAUCGUGUAGCGUGUGACGCGUAUGCGCUAACGGCCUAUACUAAUCCUCUACACGCUGAUGUCUUCCCGGGCAUUAAUAAGAUGGAAGCUGAAAUUGUUAGAAUGGCGAUCAAUUUAUUCCACGGAGAUGACAAGUGCUGCGGCACGGUUACAACCGGUGGUACAGAGUCAAUAAUGAUGGCGUGCAAGGCGUUCAGGGAUCGCGCAUACAGCAAGGGCAUAAGCAAUCCUCAAAUGGUACUUGCCACGACGGCUCACACCGCCUUUGACAAGGCCGCGCAAUAUUUGGGCAUUUCGGUUGUCACUGUUCCUGUCAAUCCUGACACUUUGACAGUUGACAUCGAAGCUGUCAAGAAGGCCAUUGGACGCAGGACUUGUUUGAUUGUUGGGUCAGCACCCAACUUCCCUUACGGCACAAUGGAUGACAUCCGAGCCCUAUCCAACAUAGCCUUAGAGUACGAGAUUCCCUUACACGUAGACGCGUGUCUUGGCGGUUUCGUAGCGUGCUUUAUGCCGGAUGCCGGAUAUCCGGUUCCCGAUUUUGAUUUCCGGCUACCAGGUGUCGCUAGUAUGUCUGCUGAUACACAUAAGUACGGGUUCGCGCCUAAAGGAACGUCAGUGGUACUCUAUCGUCAUGAAGAGUACAGGCAUGGUCAGUACACGGUCACUACUGACUGGCCCGGAGGCGUCUAUGGCUCGCCCACUGUUAAUGGCAGCCGUGCGGGUGGUUCAAUCGCAGCCUGUUGGGCUAGCAUGAUGUAUAUUGGGAAGAAUCGGUACGUUGACAUGACGAGGGAGAUAUUGCAGACCACGAACUACAUACUUGAAGAACUCCGAAAGAUAAAGGGUAUCUUCAUAUUCGGAAAACCUGCGACUACCGUCAUUGCAUUCGGCUCGAAGCAAUUCGAUAUAUUCAAAAUGGCCGACUUGUUACACAAAAAGGGGUGGAGUUUGAAUGCUCUACAAUUUCCGUCUGGGAUCCACAUCUGCGUGACCCACGCCCACACAGCAGAAGGCGUGGCGGAACGCUUCGUCAAUGAUACUCGCGUAGUUGCAGCGGAGUGCUUGAAGGCUGGCGAUGCUCCUGUCGAAGGAAAGAUGGCCAUUUACGGCGUCGCCCAGGGCAUCUCGGAUCGCAGUCUGGUGUCAGAUAUUACAAAACAUUUCAUUGACUCCAUGUACUAUUUGCCCACGGAGCAGGACUACGAUAAAAAAUAA